CGAUUUUCAACAUGUUUUCAAGCAAAUAAUACAGCUUGGAAAACAUUCAAGUAUCGGCUGCGGCGUCGAACACUUCCAAAUAAUUGGAUGUCAACAAAACGGACUGGAAAAAAAGUACAAAGUACAAUGCCAAAUGUGUAAUCACGUUGAGUGCGUAUCGUGCCUUCAGAACAGUGAUAACACAAUGCAUAUCAACCACAGCGCUGUUUCCGGUACAAUGAUGACAGGCGGCGGAUACAAUCAACUGGAGGAAAUACUUUCUGGCAUGAACGUGUCGUGCAUGAGCAAGAGAAUGUACGAAAAAUGCCAAGAUGAAAUAAUCGAUGCGUUCGAAUUGGCUGCGCAACGGGAAAUAGAAGUAGAAAAAGAGCUAGCCAUAGCAAGAGGCGAUAUACUACCAGGUUGUAAUAUACCAUGGAUUCCAGUUGUCGCAGAUGGCAGCUGGAUGAAGAGAUCAUACCGUGGAGGUGAUUACAACUCUCUUUCUGGUGUAGGAGCCAUCGUGGGAUACCACACUAAAAAGGUGCUCUACAUCAAUGUCAAGAAUAAAUUCUGCAUAAUUUGCCAAACCGCAGCCAAGAAGAAGGAACAGGCACGGCAGCAUCGUUGCUUCAAAAAUUGGGGUCGUAACCAGAAUUCAACUGGUAUGGAAAGUGCUGCUAUUGUAGACGGAUUUAAAUCCAGCAUAGAAAUGCACGGUCUGAUAUAUUCAAUAUUAGUUGCCGAUGGAGAUAGCAGUGUGUAUAAAAAGAUAUUGGACAAUGAUCCAUACAAAGAGUAUAUGGUACAUGUACGCAAAAUUGAAUGCACCAAUCACCUGCUACGCAACUUUAGUAGAAAAAUAAAUGAGAUCGCCACAAAAGGUCGGUUCAAGGAACUACGAGCUAUUGUAAAAGAGAAUGCCCUUCGCCUACGCACUGGUGUAAAAAAAGCAGCAGAAUACCGAUUCAAAGAGAAAGUAACACUCGCUGAUCAAAUAAAAAAUUUAAAAACAGACAUGAAAAAUGUAGCGAGCCAUGUUUUCGGUGAACAUCAGGAGUGUCAAAGAUUAGCAUACUUCUGCAAGAAAUACUCUGACCCGAACAGAGUGAACUAUGUUCCACAAUUGAAAGAAUGCGGUAUUUAUCAAAGCAUUGAAGAAGCGAUGCAACCGCUCUUUCCACAAGCUGAAAGCUUGUUAUAUGGUUUAAAUAAUAAUGCAGUGGAAAGUUUCAAUAACGUAAUUGCGAAAUUCAUCGGAGGUAAAAGAAUAAACUUUGGACGCAAGGGCUCGUAUCAGGGUAGAGUCUCUGCUGCUGUCCUUCAUUUCAAUUCAAGAGAGUCGUUCAGCCGAUUGAGUACUGCUAUGAAUAAGGAACCGACAACCAUCGUACAAAAUAUGGAACAACGACGUAAGCAUGCAUCGGAAAUGGCAGCGAAAUAUAAGCAAAAAGCCAAAUCUUCUCGAUACGAAAAGCAAUCGUGCGACAAAGAUUACGGUCCCACGGCAGAAAAACCAGAUAUGGAAGAAGCAGUAUUCUCUUCUGAGUGUGAGAGGCACAUGCUUACACUCCUUCAGUGGCAAACGAUGCGAGAUAACAUUGAAGCAGAAACUCGGGAUCAGGCAAAGAGCGAAAAAUGGAUAGCCUACCGUAAAAAAUUAUUAACAGCAUCGCAUUUCGGCAAGGUAUGCCGAUUGAGGAAGAAUACACCAAGAGGAAAUACGAUAAAGAGUAUAAUGUACCCGCAAAUUCAAUAUUUGCGUUCCCUUGAAUACGGAAGAGAGAACGAGGCAAAUGCCUUGAGACAACUGGAAACGGAACUGGGAAUCCAUAUUCUACCGUGUGGUUUAUUCAUCGAUGCCGUUGUGCCUUAUUUAGGUGCAACUCCUGACGGCCUCGUGGACGAUGAUACUAUCGUCGAAGUGAAAUGCCCUGAAUCGGCAAAGGAUUUAUCGCCUGCUGAAGCAAUACAGCAGUUACCUACGAUACGGCGUAUCUUUCAAGGUGAUGAGAUGAAUAAAAUUCAUCACUAUUAUUAUCAAAUCCAAGGACAAUUGCACAUAGCGAAUAGGCAAACUGCUUUAUUCUGUUUAUGGACAAAAAAAGGAAUGAAAAUUACAAAAAUACAAAGAGACGACAGAUUCUGGGCAACAGAAAUGGAGCAAAAACUGAAAAGGUUUUAUGAAGACUCCAUGUUGCCAGAAAUUAUAGAUAGUAGAUUUAAUCGGCAGCAACCGAUUAGAGAGCCUGCAUACAUAAAACAGAGCAACAAUACAUGUAGCAGUACACAAGAAAGUACAUGUGACGAUGCACAUAAAAAUCAGAAUUGCACCGACGAGUGCACACAGUUCAUAUGAUGAAAUGUAUAUUAAACGAUUGCAAUCUAAGGUCGCAAUGCACCUGCGGGUGCACACAGCUCAUAUGAUGAGCUGUUCUAUAGUCUAUUGCGACUGCACCGUCGAGUACCCACAGCUCAUAUGAUGAGCUGUUCUACAGUCUAUUGAGACUACACUCGGCGGUGCACACACCACACACGAUGAGGUGUAUACUAAACAAUUGCAAUCUAAGGUCGCAAUGCACCUGCGGGUGCACACAGCUCAUAUGAUGAGCUGUUCUAUAGUCUAUUGCGACUGCACCGUCGAGUACCCACAGCUCAUAUGAUGAGCUGUUCUACAGUCUAUUGAGACUACACUCGGCGGUGCACACACCACACACGAUGAGGUGUAUAAUAAUAUCUUUGAUGGGGGUGGUGGUGGAUCUCUUCACACUCUCCUAUUAAUUUUUACUUUCAGCUACUUGUUUCUUUUAUCGGAAGGGAAAACAAUUUAUAAUCUGGGAGGAAACGGGAACACACGUGUAUAAAAAGGAGGUCCGCAAUAUGUAUUUAUUUAUUUAGUAGUAAAGGAUUACAAUCGAAGAUCGCAAUUGCACCUGUGAGUGUACACAGCCCAUAUGAAGAGCUGUCCAAUAACGUUCAAAGGCGUAAGUAUACAAAUGCACAAAAGUACAGAUGUGGAGAGUGAAGAGGACCGUCUUUGACGGGGGUGGUGGUGGGUCUCUUCACACUCUCCUAUUAAUUUUUAUAUGGAACAACGACGUAAGCAUACAUCGGAAAUGGCAGCGAAAUAUAAGCAAAAAGCGUACUUACCUUUUUAUACACGUGUGUUCCCGUUUCCUCCCAGAUUAUAAAGUACAGAUGUGGAGA
Molecule: messenger RNA, 3186 nt
Organism: Osmia bicornis bicornis
Lineage: Eukaryota; Metazoa; Arthropoda; Insecta; Hymenoptera; Megachilidae
Exons: 2
Coding region: 134-2338 (734 amino acids)
Source: RefSeq, a predicted model, not a curated record